This is a messenger RNA of Lindgomyces ingoldianus, 1660 nucleotides long. RefSeq lists its product as uncharacterized. Bases 170 to 1237 code for a protein of 355 amino acids. The transcript has 4 exons. The record is from RefSeq and is a predicted model, not a curated record. Lineage: Eukaryota; Fungi; Ascomycota; Dothideomycetes; Pleosporales; Lindgomycetaceae.
CUUGUGAAACCAUUCCAGCCCCGAGUUUAGCCCCCCAACCUUCAACAGCAGUAACUCGCUCGCUACGGUUGCUCUGUUUCCUUCGUUUAUAUACGUCGUUCGUUCGCUCAGGGCCUGUUGUUGUCAAUCCAACACAUCGAUCACUGGUCAGCUAUUCAAUUGAAUCAACAUGACGAAUACUUUCGCCCUCCUUGCCCUGUUGGGUACUGCCUCCGCUUGGGGAACAGGAUACUACCCACCUCACCACAGCUCGAAGUAUGAAUAUACUCCGCCCCCGUACACCCCUUCGGAGACCCCAUGUGAGACUUCGACCCCGGUAUACACACCACCGCCUUAUUCUGAGUAUACUCCUCCGCCUUAUUCAUCCAAGUAUACUCCUCCACCUUAUUCGUCCAAGUACACCCCUCCUCCUUAUUCAUCCAAGUAUACUCCUCCACCUUAUUCGUCCAAGUACACCCCUCCGCCUUAUUCAUCGUAUACACCUCCACCACCACCACCACCAACUUCUACUCCUUGCGAAACGUCUAUUUACACCCCCCCUCCGCCGCCACCGCCGCCAACUAGCACUCCAUGUGAGACGACUACUCCUCCACCUCCACCUCCACCACCAACUAGCACUCCAUGUAAGACGACUACUCCACCGCCGCCGCCGCCACCGCCCCCAAGCAGCACGCCCUGCGAGACGUCCUCGAUUUACACGCCUCCUCCACCACCUCCUCCACCACCAAGCAACAAAACCACUCCUUGCCCAAGCUCAACUCCCCCUCCGCCACCACCUCCCCCGACAACUUACCCGCCUUACCACAACACGACAGUGCCUUGCUCAACUGUAACAACCACGAUCACUACCCUGACGACUGUUACUGUUCCUUGCACUACCACUAUUACUAUCACCAAAUGCAAGGAGACGUGCUCUAAGACUACCAUUACGACCACAACAACCACAACUUCGGUUUACACCACGACUUGCCCAACGACUUAUAUUGUGCCUUUGACAAGCACAUUAAUCCCCUACCCCCCAGCGACCUCUAUCCCAGUUCCUCCGGUCACCACACCCUACUACCCACCGGCUCCUCCUACGCCAUCCAGUAAGGCUCCUCCACCAGCCACCACGGCUGCUCCUCUGCCGUCGACCACUGUGGUGCCAGCUCCUCCCCAGUUCACGGGAGCCGCUGCCACCAACAAGCCGUAUGCCGCGCUCCUAGCUGGUGCUGUCGCUUUGGUCGCUUGGGCGUAAAAGCCUGUAUUGAUUGAUAAUUUCUUGUAAAUUUUGCAUUCUCACGUUCCCUCACGAUACAAACAUGACGAUUAAUGUAGCUACUCUGCGGACAUGCAUCGGUGGAGUUUACCACGUUCCUUAUAGGAUGGAUGGAAAGAUCCCUAGUUUUGGUUCAUAGUUCUAGAAGCAUUGGAAGGGGCGGUGCAAGAGGCCGGGUAGGAGAUUGGCAGCAAGGAAUAGUGGCUGCGUAAUUUUGGUGGAUGAGGGAUGGUUUGGUUUCAAUUUGGAUUCGAUUUCAUAUUGGGCCUCGGCUUGGACGUAAUGUUUUGUUCGUAGUGUUACCAACUGUAGUUGAUGGUAACUGCUUAAUCCAACGGUUUUCACGCGUCAAAGAAAUAUGGUCGAUUGUGGAGAAUGUGUUGGCGAUGCAGUGAGAUGUUU